UCCCUCUCAGGAAAUCUCUCUGCCACUCUCUCUCUCUCUCUCUCUCUCUCUGUCUACCUACACCGCACCAACCACGCAACAAGCAAGAAACAAGAAGCAGAGAGAGAGAGAUCAUAUUCCUCCUUGAAGAAGAAUUAUUUGCUUUCUAAAUUUUUGAAAAAACAUGCAAUCAUCAAGCAGCUCGAUGAAAGUGUCACCACUUGAACUUAUGCAAGCCAUAAUCAAAGGCAAAGUGGACCCAACAAAUGUUUCAUCGGAAUCCGGUGGUUCUGCUGCUGAGAUGGCAACUUUGAUCCGCGAGAAUCGUGAGUUUGUUAUUAUCUUAACUACUUCCAUAGCGGUUUUGAUCGGCUACGUUGUCGUUUUAAUUUGGAGAAGAUCAUCCGGCUAUCAGAAACCUAAAGUCCCUGUCCCUCCUAAGCCGUUGAUUGUUAAAGACCUCGAACCUGAAGUUGAUGAUGGCAAGAAAAAGGUCACCAUCUUUUUCGGCACCCAAACUGGUACUGCUGAAGGAUUUGCUAAGGCUCUAGCUGAGGAGGCAAAAGCUCGGUAUGAGAAGGCUAUAUUUAAAACUGUUGAUUUGGAUGAUUAUGCGGAGGAUGACGAUGAAUACGAAGAGAAAUUGAAGAAAGAGUCUCUGGCCAUUUUCUUCUUGGCCACAUAUGGAGAUGGUGAGCCUACAGAUAACGCCGCGAGGUUUUAUAAAUGGUUUACAGAUGGCAAUGAGAGGGGGGAAUGGCUUAAGGAACUUCCAUAUGCUGUUUUUGGUCUUGGCAACAGGCAAUACGAGCAUUUUAAUAAGAUUGCCAUAGUGGUGGAUAAAAUCCUUGGCAACCAGGGUGGGAAGCAGCUUGUUCCAGUGGGUCUUGGUGAUGAUGAUCAAUGCAUGGAAGAUGACUUUGCCGCAUGGCGAGAAUUGUUGUGGCCUGAGUUGGACCAGUUGCUUCUUGAUGGGGAUGAUCCAACUGGUGUUUCUACCCCUUAUACUGCUGCCGUGGCAGAAUAUCGGGUUGUAUUGCAUGACCCUGAAGAUGCACCAUUAGAGGAUGAUAACUGGAGUAAUGCGAAUGGUCAUGCUAUUUAUGAUGCUCAGCAUCCAUGCAGGGCUAAUGUUACUGUGAGGAGGGAGCUUCAUACCCCUGCAUCUGAUCGUUCAUGUACCCAUUUGGAGUUCGACAUAUCUGGCACUGGACUUGUAUAUGGAACUGGUGAUCAUGUUGGUGUGUACUGUGAAAAUCUAAGUGAAAUUGUUGAGGAAGCACUGCAGUUGUUGGGUUUAUCGCCAGAUAUUUACUUCACUAUCCAUACUGAUAAUGAGGAUGGCACACCACUUAGUGGAAGUGCCUUGCCACCUCCAUUCCCAUCGUCCACCUUAAGAACAGCUCUAACUCGAUAUGCUGAUCUUUUGAGUUCACCCAAAAAGUCUGCUUUAAUGGCUUUAGCAGCUCAUGCUACUAAUCCAACCGAAGCUGAUCGGCUAAGACAUCUUGCAUCACCUGCUGGAAAGGAUGAAUAUGCACAAUGGAUAGUUGCAAAUCAUAGAAGCCUCCUGGAAGUCAUGGCUGAAUUUCCAUCAGCCAAACCCCCACUUGGAGUCUUCUUUGCUUCAGUUGCCCCGCGAUUGCUGCCAAGAUACUAUUCUAUUUCAUCAUCUCCAAGCAUGGCACCUUCAAGGAUUCAUGUUACAUGUGCACUGGUUCUUGAGAAAACACCAGCAGGUCGAAUUCACAAAGGAGUGUGCUCAACUUGGAUGAAGAAUGCUGUGCCUUUAGAGAAAAGCCAUGAUUGCAGCUGGGCACCUAUUUUUGUUAGACAAUCAAACUUCAAACUUCCAGCAGAUACUAAAGUUCCCAUCAUUAUGAUUGGCCCUGGAACUGGUUUAGCUCCUUUCAGGGGUUUCCUUCAGGAAAGAUUAGCCCAGAAAGAAGCAGGAGCAGAACUGGGAUCCUCUGUAUUAUUCUUUGGUUGCAGGAACCGUCAAAUGGAUUUUAUCUAUGAAGAUGAGCUCAACAAUUUCGUUGAAAGUGGUGCACUUUCUGAACUAUCUGUAGCCUUCUCACGUGAGGGACCUACCAAGGAAUAUGUGCAGCAUAAGAUGAUGCAGAAGGCUUCUGAUAUCUGGAACAUGAUUUCUCAAGGAGGAUAUUUAUAUGUUUGUGGAGAUGCCAAGGGCAUGGCUAAAGAUGUCCACAGAACUCUCCACACUAUCGUGCAAGAGCAGGGAUCUCUUGACAACUCCAAGACAGAGAGCUUUGUGAAGGGUCUGCAAAUGAAUGGCAGGUAUCUGCGUGAUGUAUGGUAAUGAGCCGUUCAUGUAGGCAAGGAGAAGGCGGAGGGUAAUGCAAAAGUUAACUCCGUUGAAGCCUUGCUGGGAUUGAAGGGAUUGUCGAGAGGGAGGCUACUUGUGAUGCAUGCCUUCGUGUCCCCUAAAAGGGUCGUCAUUGAACGCACUACCAUUAUAGCAAAUAUUGUUAUUCUUUUCUCUCGUCUCCUAUUAAGGAAUUUUUUUGCCCAUGUAAUUUAUGUUUUAUACGUGAUGUAAUAAUUAAGAGUAGCCCUAGUGCAUGACUUGAAUUUUCCUUUCAUGAACCAACAAAACGGUUCAAAUGACAGACAAAUAUUCUUCUCGUA
This is a messenger RNA of Populus trichocarpa (black cottonwood), 2631 nucleotides long. Its product is annotated as NADPH--cytochrome P450 reductase 1. Gene Ontology annotation, cellular component: cytosol. Gene Ontology annotation, molecular function: flavin adenine dinucleotide binding; NADPH-hemoprotein reductase activity; FMN binding. The record is from RefSeq and is a predicted model, not a curated record. Lineage: Eukaryota; Viridiplantae; Streptophyta; Magnoliopsida; Malpighiales; Salicaceae. Bases 164 to 2302 code for a protein of 712 amino acids. The transcript is spliced from 18 exons.